Nomia melanderi (Alkali bee) is the source of this 1863-nucleotide messenger RNA. RefSeq lists its product as uncharacterized. Lineage: Eukaryota; Metazoa; Arthropoda; Insecta; Hymenoptera; Halictidae. The record is from RefSeq and is a predicted model, not a curated record.
CGUUCCCCUUCGGCUCGCUAAAGACAUCGGGAUCUCCUUCACCGUGGUCCUCAAACGAGGCUCGCGCUCCGCCAGGCACACAUCUCACGCACUCGCCGCUCACGCUCGCUCAGCAAACAAACUGAAUCGCAGGAAGCGGAGGAGGAGAAGGCAAAAUGAGGAUAAGCUGCGUGAUUCUGCUCGGCGCGACGCUGCUCGCGACUAUCGUCGCUGCCAGCCCCGUUGUCAAGAGGGAAGCGGAGUCUGAAGAUCUGAGUCCGUUGAACGAGGUGUACAUCCUGGAGGCCGACAGCGAGCAGGCGGCCGACGAGGACAGGAGCGACAGGGACAAGCGGAAGAUCGGCGUGGUGAAGCUCGGCAUCUCGAACGGGAUCAUCAAUUUCGUCUUCGGCAAGCUAGACUCCUUCCUCGACUCGAAGACGAAAGCUCUGGCGGUGCUGGACGAGUCGAACAAAGCGAAGAACGCCGCGUUCGGCAUCGACGCGCACCAUUCGGCCACCAGCAAGUUCAUCAGCGAGCUGGUCGCCUCGAAGAUAAAGGCGACCAGCGCGAGCGUCGGCCCGGUGGUGAACAGCGCGACGACGUUCCUCGCGAGCGCCAAGAGCGGAUUGGCCGGCGCGUUCGCCUCGAAGCUGGCGCCGCUCAGCUCCAUCGCCACCGGCCUGUCGGCCGGGACCGCGGCCAAGUUCGACGGACACGGCGGCGCGAGCAUAGGAGUUUCAGAUCACGGUAACGGCGGAGGCGCCUCAGCGGCGAUCCUAGGGAACCUGCUCAGCUCGAGCCUCAGCAGCCUGUCGGCGUUGAGCCAAAGCGGGGGAGGAACCUCAGAUUCCUCGGACAAGAACGAGGCCAGCGCCGGAAUUAACCUUGGAGCGUUUGCGAAUAUAGGCGGAGGGGAAAGGAUCACGACCACCACGGAGAACAUCCCGGAGUUCGACAGGACGAAAGUGUCGUUAGACGUGCCAUCGGAGGCGUUCGGCAGCGGUUUCUCCGUGAUCACGAACAUCAGCAAGAUCCUGAGCAGCGUGAUACUCAACUCAGCCCGCCGAACACAGACAGUCCUAGAGGUAUUCAAGCCGUUCUUCCGCGGAGCGUUCGCUAUCAAGGGUCUUCCUUCUGACAAUCAUCAUUAGAAGAUUCUGUUCAUCGAUCUGUCACUGAAAAAUAAGCUCAAAGAAACAUUCAGGGAUUCCUGCGUCGACGUUGAUCUGGCUGAGAUCAAGCGAGAUCGAAUCAAAAGGAAUAUUCCAAAGACACGUGAACAUAGUCUGCGUUACAAAGUUAGGGUUAUAGUUGAAACUGUAAUUAACACGUUCGUUAACUAGUGGGAAGGAUUUUGAGUGGAAGGAUAGAUUCAAGGUAGCGAUAUUUAUUGAACAAUUCAACGUAGAGGAUGAUUUUUUUAACGUAGAGAAUGCUAUUUAAGAAACCUGUGUACUGUUGCUCUCAUUAACACUGCAGCAUUGUUACUAGACCUCGCAUUUUCAUGUGAAAUUAUUGAUAAAACAACGUCAAAAUAUUCACAAGACUUCAAUGUACAAUACACCUUGAUAGAAGACUUCGAAAAAUUGUAUUGCACAGUUAAAUGGCGUCCUAGAAUCCGAGACGCCUCAGCGCGCAACCUAUUUGCAUGCCGACACUCCGGAGAUUUCAACGCGUGGCAAGCGAGUGCUCAUGCUCUCCGGUGAGUUCAACGCGUGGCGCCGGCGCGCAGCAGCAACUUGUUCGCACGCGAUUCUGUUGCGAACUUUACAUCUACAAAUUAAUGAGAGUAACUGUACGCACAUGUGAACCGUUUAUUUAGAAAGUGGCUAAGUCCAUUAAAAAAGAGAACCGUGUAAAAAUUACAAGAUAAUGCAGAAA